Messenger RNA from Symbiodinium necroappetens, 3025 nucleotides. NCBI's taxonomy places the organism in Eukaryota, Dinophyceae, Suessiales, Symbiodiniaceae. The record is from the annotation of a GenBank genome assembly.
GUCCGCCCAGCUCCUCGACCAGUUCAAGAUUUACCAGGCGGGAACGCCUCCAAAGCCGGGCGAGGGCAUGGACCUCCGUCAACUCCGAACAGGUCUACCUUGGUACCGGCAGAUUGUGUACGGUAUCGUGCUCUACUUGAUGGGCGAUUACUACACGUACGACUCUUACUGCAGGUGGAUCAGUUGGUUCGACAACGGGCCAGAGUAUGGCAACACAUCUCCACGAUUGGUUCCUAAAGCUGCUCAUCCCCACCGAGACCAGGCGGAGUUUCAGACCUUGCUUCGUCUUGCCAAUGAUGACAGCUCGCUUGGCACGCAAAUUGACUAUAUCAUCGUGCGAGAGAACCUCUGUGACCAGGCACGUGGGACGAUCCCAUUGCCCUCCCUGCCGAAGCCUAAGGUGCCGGGCAAAGUUCAGGCUCUACGGCACCACACCGACCUCCUCAUGCAGCACGCUCAGCUACCACUCUGCGACCUGGACUCGAUCCUCUCCCAAGGUUGGCAGCUGGCUGAGAAGGAGGGAAAGCUCACCAGACAGGCAGAGGAUGUAGUCCACCGUGAUGAGGCGGAGGUGUCCACCCUGCAGCUGGUCAGGAGAUUGUGGCUCAUCAGAGCGCAUAUUCGGGACUGCUCCAGGCAGGCUGCAUCCAGAGGUGAACCACCAGAUCUUGCGAACUUAUGGGCAGGUUGGCGACGGGUGUGUCUUCUUCAGACCACACAGCGAGAACUUCGACGGCGAGGCCGUCGUAAGAAGAUUGAUCAAGUGGCCAAAGUGGUUGCACCAGCCGCUGUGUGGAAAUUCCUGCAGGACAUGCUGACCCCUCUGGUGGUUCGACAACUGCACCUGACCUUCCAGCCUGGACCCCUUCGCCUUCCUCGCUCCUGGUGUCUGAGCGAAUUGGUUCUGAUUCCGAAACCUGGCAAGGCUCUUACCUCGGUUAGCCAGCUCAGACCGAUUUGUCUGCUCAGUCCCAUGGCUAAAAUCCUCGCCUCGAUCCUGGCUGAGAAGAUCGCUCCGUUUGUCUCCCAGUAUCUCCGGGCUAUCCCUCAGUAUGCCUAUACUCAGGGAAGAGCCCUUCCUCAGGCUCUGGAGAGAGUUUGUGGACAUCUUGCUGCCGUUCGCACCCUCCUGGCGGCACAUAGCCGUACACCAUAUGCCAGGCCUGGUGGUAGUGUUCAUAAGCAGGUGGUAGGAGGACUCAUCCUCUCGCUGGACAUAUCACACGCAUAUGAUGCCGUGGGGCGGAGUCUGCUAGAUCGUGUGCUUCAGGAUGCUGCCAUUCCAGGCCCCAUCAGAGAGGCUAUCAUUGCGGUUCACAACCAAGCUCUGAUUCACGUGGCACACAGAGAUCAGCAAGACAAUGUCCCCCUGCGUACCGGUUUGCGCCAAGGCUGCAGCUUGUCACCAGCCCUUUGGGCUCUGGUGACUGGCUGGCUUCUCAGAAACAUUCCUGGCAUCCCGACGUCAGAGAUAUCCCAAUGCAAUACCUCAUUUGCAGAUGAUCUACUGUUCCAAUGGGAGAUCGACCCCGGCCGUGCUCUUGAGAAGACCUACGAGAAAGUGAAGAACAUCUUGACAUACCUUUCCUCCCAAGGCCUGGAGGUGAGCUUCUCGAAGACGGUAAUCUUACUGGAGCUGCGUGGAGCCAAGGCGGUGAACACUCUUAAGCGCUACACUGUGCUACUCCCGGAUGGGCCCCACAUGCGCUUCAUGAUUAAUAAUCAAAGAGUUGAUGUUCGCAUUGUCACCAAGCACGUGUACCUUGGAGUGGUCAUAACUUACAGGAAGUUUGAGAUGGAUACCGUCAAACAUCGUUUGGACAUUGCCAAGGGGCAGUUCGCUCGGCUGAAACCUAUCCUGCGCUGUCAGGCCGUCCCUCUCGCACUUCGUCUUCGCCUGUGGAAGGCCUGCCUUCCAGCCAGCAUGUUGCACGGCCUGGUCGCCACUGGUUUUCCAGAGGCAGGGGCGAAGCUGAUUGUCAGCCUGAUGGUACAGCAGAUCCGGCAGAUCGCCAAGUCACACAGCAUGUGGACCCAUGAAACGAACAGAUCAAUCAUGGACCGACUAGGCAUCACUCAUCCUGCCCAACACCUGGAGCGGGCCUUACGAUGUCAGCAGAAAGCAGACUCGCAUCUUGGGGAAGCCCUGUCCCCGCCAGAGGACGAGCAACAGCUCACUCGACGUCAGGAAGUCGAGGAACAAUCCCUGCACUCCCACAUGGAGCAUGCUCGACAAGGGUCUUGGGGAAAUCCGCAAGGCGGCAAUCAGAACAGGUGGGCUCAGGAGGAGCCAUGGAACAUGGAGGCACGCCAGCACCCCAUGCAGAAGGAGCUGCAGCAGUUGAGAACAAGAGUCGAUCUGCUGACCACCCUGCUUCUUCGCCACGACAACCAGCUGGCGAUCCUUCGACUCGACACAGCCUUUAUGUUGUUCAUCAGGACGGAUGUGAAGGGCAACUUGGCGGCGAUGUUGUACCAGACGGGCCUCAAAUGGAAGCAAGCCAAGGAGCGGGAUCCAACCAAGCUCGAAUCCCCGAUGCGGGUGGUGCUGAUCCAGGCGCUUCUAACAACGGUGGCUUCGAGGUUCGAGCAGCUGAUGUCCACCUCGGAGAUCCGGGCCAAUGCGGCCCAACUGGGCUGGCUCAACGAGGAGGCCACGCUGAUUCACAGCAUGAAGUGGGACGGAGAUGCCAAGAAACACGUCGUCAACCCGAUCGGCAACUCGCUCGACCCCCAGAAGGCGCUGAGCAUGCUCGAGGAGCUGAUCGUUCUCUGCAAGGCCGACCUAGUGGUCAAUCGCUUUCAUGCCACGCGCCCCAUCACCCAGGAGAUCGAUUCGUCGUUGCUCCCGAUGAUGCUGGAUGUGGGCCUUCGGUCCCAAGAGGCGGACAAAGCACGGCUGAUACUCAAGGACCUGUGCGGGUCCGCGAUCUGGCUAGUGGCGGGUGUGAGCAUGAGACCGGAUCGGCUCCAGCGAGGACCCUUGGCCCAGAGGCUCGCCUUGUUGAUGGAGAAGUCCCGCUGA